Molecule: messenger RNA, 563 nt
Organism: Trifolium pratense (red clover)
Lineage: Eukaryota; Viridiplantae; Streptophyta; Magnoliopsida; Fabales; Fabaceae
Product: macrophage migration inhibitory factor homolog
Exons: 2
Coding region: 103-441 (112 amino acids)
Molecular function (GO): phenylpyruvate tautomerase activity
Source: RefSeq, a predicted model, not a curated record
UUAUAAGUUGUAAAAAAGGUUGAACUAACUGGGUCAACUUGGGUUCCAAAUCUUAGAACAUUAGAUCCAUCAACAUACUUCAAAAAGAGGAAUCAAAAGAAGAUGCCUUGCAUUUACAUCAGCACAAAUCUUAACUUAGAUGGAAUUGACACUGAUCCAAUCUUUUCUGAAGUCACCACUGCUAUCUCAACAAUUAUUGGAAGACCUGAAAAGUUUGUGAUGGUGCUAUUGAAAUCAUCAGUGCCAAUAUCGUUUGAAGGAAACAAAGAACCAGCUGCUUAUGCUGAGAUAAUAUCAAUGGGUGGCAUAAAUAAAGAAGUCAAGAGGAAACUCAUUGCUACCAUUGGCACCAUAUUGCAGUCCAAGCUAGCUAUCCCAAGAACACGUUUUUUUGUUAAAGUCUUUGAUACUACUGCAUUUCCUACUCAAUCCAAAAUUUAAUGCUUAAAUAUUAGUACAAUAGCUACAAGAUUGUGCUCUAAUCAUCACAAUUUCUUUUUAUAUUGUAUUGUUAUGUAUUAAUAAUAAUUUAAUAAUAAAUAUUAUGAUAUGUUCUCUUUUUA